Messenger RNA from Caenorhabditis remanei, 765 nucleotides. RefSeq lists its product as uncharacterized. The record is from RefSeq and is a predicted model, not a curated record. The transcript is spliced from 6 exons. NCBI's taxonomy places the organism in Eukaryota, Metazoa, Nematoda, Chromadorea, Rhabditida, Rhabditidae. Bases 1 to 765 code for a protein of 254 amino acids.
AUGUUUCCUCCGAUUUCAGGUCCAGAUAAAUUAGGAACAUCAUCUUCCAAAUUGAGAUGGCAGAAGUCAACGAGAAGGAUUUCAUUUGUGAAACUUCCGUCGAUUCAGUCGAAAGGAAAACAUCAAAAUAAAGUGUCAUCGGUUCCAUCGGAAGAAGAACCCAUUCCAUCUGAUCCAACUCCAUCAACUUCUCUCCCACCCAUCCCCACAAUUACUCCUUCUUUGUGCAUUGAUAAUCAAUAUUUCGCGAAUUAUAUCAAUGAAAAACCGAAAAUGGAUGAUGUUGACUACUUGAGCAGAGCUUUCAGUUCAUUCGCCAAAAUCCAAGGUUCGCUUCAUGCGCAGAGAACAAACUACUUCGAGAAACGAGGACUUUUGGAAGCCAUCGAAUUAAAUAUUGAGCAGCAAAACAGCAAGAUUAGUGAGGCAUUGGGUUGUCUGGCAGUUUGCAAUCAAAUUACUGAGAAAUAUCAGUGCACUUUGGAUAAUUCCUUCCAGAUUCUUGUGGACGAUUUCUCAGAAAAAGCGUUCAGAUUGAGCAGUUUGACCAGUCAGCUACAUGCUCUCAGACAAACUCAUCACGCGAAUUUACAAGUCAGGAAAAAUGAGGAGAGUCAACUGGAAGAGAUCGCAUGGAGAAUUGAGAGAGAAGAGAAAAGGAUUAAAAAAUUGGAUGGAAAACUGUGGAAAUUUUAUGAGAAUCGAGAAGGAAACAGGAAAGGAGAGAAAGAAAAGACACAAGAAGAUGAAGAAGAAAAUAGAUAA